Messenger RNA from Hypoxylon trugodes, 3043 nucleotides. Its product is annotated as putative histone deacetylase A. NCBI's taxonomy places the organism in Eukaryota, Fungi, Ascomycota, Sordariomycetes, Xylariales, Hypoxylaceae. Gene Ontology annotation, biological process: chromatin organization. The record is from RefSeq and is a predicted model, not a curated record. Gene Ontology annotation, molecular function: histone deacetylase activity. Gene Ontology annotation, cellular component: histone deacetylase complex. The transcript has 4 exons. Bases 632 to 2836 code for a protein of 734 amino acids.
AGGCCAGCAAACUCAUCGCGUGUAAGAACUUAUAUGAUUUCAUCAUCUCCCUUUUUUAUAUCCCCUUUAUACAAUCAUAAUAGGGAAAUAUUAUGAGUAACCCGGUUGUUCAUAUAUAACGACGCGAGAACUACUACAUUAUCUGCUGGGGUUUGGCGAAAGAAAACAUCCUGUUCGUCGUAUGAGUUGGGUGUGAUAACAUCAUCUUCAUCGCAUUUGCUUGCUUCAUACAAUCACGUUUGAUUUUAGUUACUGUUUCCCCUAUAAGAAGCAUAUUCCACGGUUUACACAUAUGUAAACUCCAUAUGCGCAUAACUGACCAGUUCAUAGGUUAAUACGAUACCUCGAGAUUUACCAGAAAGUGACCUCACGAGGGGCUGUGGGCAUGCGACCCAUCAGUAUUCCUGGAUCAUCUAGAUCGUUGCUUAUUCACCAGACUUGAACUUCCUUCUGUUCAUCGGUGAAAGCACCGUUGCUACUUCGCCCGCUAGCUGGUGUCGCAAGGAAAGCUCGACGAUCGGGUGACUUCAGGAAACUCCUAAAUCAGCUUUUUCACGCCUGAUAGCAGCCUUCAGCAUUCUUCUCACAAUAAAAAAGUACCCCAGCUUCCUAAGUUAGAUACAACAACAUUAUGGAAGGCGAGGAUCAAGCUAUGGCAGAUGCGCCGAAUGGAUUUGACGAGUCCCACGUCGCCCCUGCCGUGGGAGGGGAAGACGGCGAUAUUUCUACCAAUAAUGGCAUGAACGUCGACACGGAUGAAAGCGAUGCCUCUAGUGAUACUGAAUAUGUGCUAAAAUCAAUGCGACGCCGAGGAUUACUUCCCACCGGUUGCUGUUACGACGAUAGGAUGAAGCUCCAUGCCAAUGCUGAUUUUGGUCCGUCGCCUCAUCACCCAGAGGACCCGAGAAGAAUUGAGGAGAUUAUGAAGAUGUUCAAGAAGGCUGGCCUCGUUUAUACAGGGCCGGACUCUGACCUUGCCGACAUUUUAAGAGAUACCCCCACGAAGUAUAUGUGGAGGAUUCCAGCCCGCCCAGCGACGAAACAAGAAAUCUGCACAGUACACACAGCGAGACAUUAUGAUUGGGUUCAAGGUCUUUCUGAAAUGUCAACACGGGACUUACGGGUACUAAGUCAUAGCCUAGACCAGGGCAGAGCCUCUCUUUACGUUGGCGGUAUGUCUUAUGAAGCAGCACUGCUAGCGGCAGGAGGGUGCGUAGAGACAUGCAAGAACGUCGCUGCUGGUCAGGUCAAGAAUGCAUUCGCCAUCAUCCGACCGCCGGGACACCACGCAGAAUACGAUACCCCGAUGGGUUUCUGUCUGUUCAACAACGUUCCUAUUGGCGCCAAGGUCUGUCAAGCCGAAUACCCAGAUACUUGCAGAAAAGUUCUCAUUUUGGAUUGGGACGUCCAUCAUGGAAAUGGUGUGCAAAAUAUGUUCUACGAAGAUCCGAAUACCCUCUAUAUAUCCCUACACGUAUAUGAUAACGGCAAUUUCUACCCAGGAAAACCUGACAAUCCUAUGAUACCCGACGGAGAUAUAGAUAAAGUUGGUGAGGGGAAGGGUCAAGGAUUCAACGUCAAUAUUGCAUGGCCAUCUCAAGGAAUGGGUGACGGCGAAUACUUGGCUGCUUUUCAAAAGAUUGUCAUGCCAAUUGCGCAGGAAUUCAACCCGGAUAUGGUCAUCAUUUCGGCAGGCUUCGACGCCGCCGAUGGGGACGAACUAGGAGGAUGUUUCGUUACGCCCAGCUGCUAUGCUCAUAUGACCCAUAUGCUUAUGUCGCUUGCCGGCGGAAAGGUGGCCGUUUGCUUGGAGGGAGGGUAUAACUUGAAGGCGAUAUCCCACUCAGCUCUAGCUGUUGCUCAGACACUUAUGGGCGAACCACCGCCUCAGAUGGAAAUGCCACCCAUCAACAAGGAGGCUGCGAAAUUGCUAGCCAAAGUAAAAGCCACCCAAGCUCCUUUUUGGGAAUGCAUGAGACCCGGAGUCAUUGAUGUCCAGGGGCUUGGAGAAAAGACAUCUCGUCUUCACGAUGUUAUCCGAGGCUACCAACGACAGAUAUUAUCAGAGAAAUAUGCCAUGAUCCCCCUAUUUAUCCAAAGAGAAUUCCUUUACAAGUCAUUUGAGAACCAAGUUCUCGUCACACCAGGAUUGCAGGCAAAGAGGAGAAUCAUGUGCAUUAUUCACGACCCCCCCGAAUUGAAGGUGAUGCCGGAUACUAUUGAUAAUAAGGUCGAUCCUCACAAUGGCUUUGUCUUGGAUGGUGUUAACUCUUACAUCGACUGGGCCUAUAAGAACAACUUUGGUAUCAUGGAUAUCAACAUCCCGCCAUACAUCACUCACCCCGAGGAUAUAGAUGCUUAUACCCCUCGGGCUGACGAGAAGACAUUGCAACGCCAAAUCCAAGAAUUGGUAUGCUACAUUUGGGACAAUUACCUUCAAUUAUAUGAUGUGGAGGAUUUGUUCCUCGUGGGCGUUGGAAACGCAUACGUAGGGAUUAAGGUUCUCUUGACAAAUCGAGAUUGCAAGAGUCGCAUCGCGGGAGUUAUCAACUUCGUUAUCGGAAAUCUUCGACCCGUCAAGUCGGAAACGGAUACGGAGUUGUCGAGUUGGUAUAAGCACAAUUCGCUCGUAUACGUCGCGAAUGACCACGCGUGCUGGAAGGAUGGGGAAUUGGCAAAGAAACUGCUCAAGAAGCGGUUCGGGGGUGUGCAGAGGAGCCCAGAAGGUGGGCUAAAUCGCAUGAUGGAGACACACGCCAAGGAGACAUUUCAAUUUAUCACGGACAGGAUGAUUGAUACGGAGAGAAGUGGUAAUACCACUGAAGAUGAGAAAUAGAUUCCCGGGAGAACUUUUCAUGGAUGGGGAAUGCGAAGCGAUUGUAUAUACCAGCGCGCGUAGGGUAAUCGGCCUCGUCAAAUAAAUCUAGCAGGUUGCUGGGUAAUGCGUUUGUAGCACUGUUCUUUCAAGCACGCAGGGUUCCUAUUGGACUGUCAACUUUGCAGUAGGUUGAUAUACACCAAUCGAGCACCAUUUCACAUUUUG